GCCAGUUUUUUUUCUGUUUUUACCAAUCGGAUAAAAAUGAAAUCGUUUGUCUGUGUAUUGUUGUGCUCCUGCUUGGUGGCCGGUAUUUAUGCUGCCGCCGUGGAACCCGUGGUCGAGGAAGUGAAAACCGAUGUGAAACCAACUGAUGCUGUUACACCAGCCCCCGAAGCGGAUAUGGUGAUCGACGAAGAUUGCCACCAACCCAAGGAAACUGGCCGCUGUUUUGCCCUGUUCUAUCGUUUCGCCUUCGAUGUUGAGAAACGUGAAUGUGUCGAAUUCAUUUAUGGCGGUUGUGCCGGUAACUCCAAUAAUUUCGAAACCAAAGAAGAUUGUGAAAAGAAAUGCAUGAAGAAAGCUGUAGAUGUGAAAGAAGAAAUGAAGGCUGAAGAGAAAACUGAUGCUGUAACAAAUGUUCUACCCGAAGUUGCUAAGGAAGAACCUACCACAGCUGAUUCGAAUGUCAACAGCACUGAAAAAAUUGCUACAACAGAAUCAUCGUAA
This is a messenger RNA of Musca vetustissima, 501 nucleotides long. Its product is annotated as tissue factor pathway inhibitor. Gene Ontology annotation, molecular function: serine-type endopeptidase inhibitor activity. The coding region runs from base 37 to 501 and encodes 154 amino acids. Lineage: Eukaryota; Metazoa; Arthropoda; Insecta; Diptera; Muscidae. The transcript has a single exon. The record is from RefSeq and is a predicted model, not a curated record.